AUGAAUUUCUUCGUCAGAGCGCUUUACGCCACCUACAUAGUGUCGAAGUUCCUGAAUCCAGCGGACAGGAUAAUCGCCUGGUGUCAGCACCAACAUUGCCGAGCCGAGAUCGACGCUACGCGGGCAGGGGAGCGGCCUCAAACGACAUCGAAACUCGCAGCAUUCAAAUUAUUUCUCGACGAAGACGGGCUACUCCGGGCCGAGACCCGACUCACCGAAGGCCCCUUCUUCACCCACGACGAGCGAAACCCAGUUGUCAUUCCUGGCGAGUCCAGAUUCGCAAAGUUGCUCAUUAUGGACUCGCAUCGGGUGAACGCCCACUUCGGCGUGAAUACGAUCCUGAAUCACCUCCGGCGACGGUUUUGGGUUACUCGGGCUCGGCAGAUAAUUAAGGGAAUCCUGCAUCGAUGUGUCACCUGCCGACGGAGACAAGGAAAAUUUGCCCGACAGAUCGAGGCCCCGCUCCCCGAGGCCCGCUUGGAGUUCACGGUUCCUUUCCGAGUGACCGGAAUCGACUUCUGUGGACCGUUCUUUGUCACCCAUCAGAAGACCACCUCGAAGGCGUACGUAGCGUUGUUCACUUGUGGAGCAAGUCGCGCGAUUCACCUAGAGCUGGUGCCAUCACAGAGUACUCCGCAAACUCAUUUGGCGAUCCGACGUUUCCUUGCUACGUAUCCCGGUUGCGUCAAGUUCAUCUCGGAUAAUGGUUGUAAUUUCGUGAAAGCUGCGACGGAUAUCAAACGUCUCUUCAAUGCGAUGAAGAAGAAAGAGACAGCCGAGACUUUGGAGGGACGAUCGAUAGAUUGA
Molecule: messenger RNA, 807 nt
Organism: Galendromus occidentalis (western predatory mite)
Lineage: Eukaryota; Metazoa; Arthropoda; Arachnida; Mesostigmata; Phytoseiidae
Exons: 2
Coding region: 1-807 (268 amino acids)
Molecular function (GO): nucleic acid binding
Source: RefSeq, a predicted model, not a curated record